Messenger RNA from Oppiella nova, 558 nucleotides. Lineage: Eukaryota; Metazoa; Arthropoda; Arachnida; Sarcoptiformes; Oppiidae. The record is from the annotation of a GenBank genome assembly.
AUGAGUGGACGGGGUGAUAAUGGGAACGUCCGAAUGACCGGUUAUCGAUUGGGGGUAAAUGAUCGGGGUUAUGAUGAUAACCACGCGAACCACACCAUCGACAGUGUCUGCGAAUUGGAAAAGCUAUCGAUUGGCACCGAAAGUGACACCAAAGUCGAUGUCAAAGACCCGGACACCGAGACUACCGGUGCGAGCGCACCGCCGAUGGACCACCAGAUCCAGAGUAGGCGUUUAUAUGACCUCCCAAAACGACCUCCAGUACCACCACCUAAGCCUCCCGGUCUCGUAGUGAACCGGCCCUGCGCUUCUAAAACCCGGGUUGAGGUGGUUGAGCCCCCUAAAGGCCCGGCUCACUAUUUUGCACCCAAACCCUUUGUGCCGAAUUGGCAUCAAAUGUUUAAGCGUAUUGAGAGCCCCCAUAAAAAGUGGGGCUUUUCGCCAGACAAGGAUCGGCUAGAAAACGUUACAUUUGGCAUCAAAGUCAAUAUAUCGUGGGUGCGUUUGGGAAAGGGGGUCACUUUGGGAUAUACUCCAUAUAGCUAUAUUAAAAAGCUGUAA